AUGGUCGAUAGUCCGAGAUCAUUUUCUCUUUUCAAGCUCCCCGAUAAAGCUCUGAAACAUGUUGCUCGCUGCUUGGAUCAUGUUGAAAUAUUGUGUCUAUCAAUUGUCACAAAAAGAACCAAACAACUCAUCAAAUCUUUAAAUAUUCCUAAUGGACGUUUUACUCUAGAAAUCUGUGAUGAUGUGAAUAUCGUUGUUCCAGUUUUACGACCACUUCAAGUCCGUUGGAACUAUGAUGAUAUUGACAGUCUGAGCAUCCACACUACCUUAGGAGAAGAUUUUCGAGACGUAAGACCUAGAAAACUCACAAAAGAAGGAUUCCACUUGGGAGACUGGAUUCGUCAUUUGCUCACUAUUUUCAACCAUGAGGAAGUUAAACGAAUGGUGCUGUAG
Caenorhabditis remanei is the source of this 393-nucleotide messenger RNA. RefSeq lists its product as uncharacterized. The coding region runs from base 1 to 393 and encodes 130 amino acids. Gene Ontology annotation, molecular function: protein binding. NCBI's taxonomy places the organism in Eukaryota, Metazoa, Nematoda, Chromadorea, Rhabditida, Rhabditidae. The transcript has 2 exons. The record is from RefSeq and is a predicted model, not a curated record.